Molecule: messenger RNA, 1351 nt
Organism: Rubroshorea leprosula
Lineage: Eukaryota; Viridiplantae; Streptophyta; Magnoliopsida; Malvales; Dipterocarpaceae
Source: the annotation of a GenBank genome assembly
ACUUCGAUUGCUCAGCCACAUUCAUUGGAGUGGGGAUGAUCUGCCCCUACAUUGUUAACACAUCUUUGCUCCUUGGUGGAAUUCUUUCAUAGGGUCUAUUGUGCCCUCUCAUUGAAACAAGAAAGGGUCACUGCUAUGCUGCUGACCUUCCCUCAGGCAGCAUGCAUGGUCUACAGGGUUACAAGUUAUUGCAUUGCCAUGAUUCCAGGUGAUGGUCUUUACAACUUUUUCAAGGUGCUAGGUCGAACCAUUUCAGGCUUGUUUCAUCAAGUGCGGCAGAAGAAUGCUUUCAAGCCUGUUGCAGACAGCCAACCUCCAGUGAGCUCAAAGCAGCUCACUUAUGAUGACCAGCGUCGUACCCAACUCUUUCUUAAAGAUCAAAUCCCAAAAUGGUUUGCUGUUUCAAGUUAUCCGACGACUGCUUUCAUCUGUACGAUCGCUCUCCCACACAUUUUUCACCAACUCAAAUGGUAUUACAUAUGGGUUAUCUACCUCUUUACACCAGCACUAGUUUUCAGCAAUGCAUAUGGGUGUGGACCUACUGAUUGGUCCCUGGCUUCCACCUAUGGAAAGUUAGCCAUCUUUGUAACUGGGGCGUUGGCCGGAUCACACGGUGGAGUUCUUGCGGGAUUAGCAGCUUGUGGAGUCAUGAUGAACUCCAUUUCAACAGCUUCUGACCUAAUGCAGGAUUUCAAGACUGGAUAUCUGACUAUCGCUUCACCUCGAUCCAUGUUUAUUAGCCAAGUGAUUGGCACAGCAUUUGGUUGUAUCAUUUCCCCUUCUGUAUUUUGGCUAUUCUACAAGGCAUUUGAUAACCUGGGGGAUCCUGAAAGUACAUAUCCGGCUCCUUAUGCUAUUGUAUACGGCAACAUGGCAUUGUUAGGGGUACAAGCGAGUAAGAAAGUAGGUAAGUUCAUCCCAAUUCCCAUGGCAAUGGCAAUACCUUUCAACUUCGGUCCGUACUUUGCCAUAGACGUGUGUUGGCAGCUUGAUAUUGUUUUUGUGGGAGAGAGGGUAAACAAGGCCAAGGCAGAUGCUUUGGGGCCAACAGUGACUUCCGGUUUGAUAUGUGGGGAUGGCAUAUGGACUUUGUCUAGUUCACUGCUUGAUUUGACAGGCGUUAAACCCCCCAAUUUGCAUGAAGUUACUGUCAAGAGCAACAAACGUUAAAGUUGAUAAUGUACGUCUUGAUAUCAUAAUACACAAGUUCAACCUAUGGUAGUGUAUCCCUGUGUUAUACCGUAUUUCGAAGUUUCCUUAAUUUCCCUUUUUCUUACGUAUCCUCUUGUUAUAUAUUGUAUUUCUAAGUUUUCUUUCCCUUUUUGCACUGUAAUAUAGUGGUAAUUUAACA